This is a messenger RNA of Clunio marinus, 207 nucleotides long. The record is from the annotation of a GenBank genome assembly. Lineage: Eukaryota; Metazoa; Arthropoda; Insecta; Diptera; Chironomidae.
AUGCAAAUUAACCUGACUAAUGCUCAUCCACAGGGCGCUUGGGGGAAUACAACAGUCACAUUACUCGUCCCAAUCCACGACAGUCAACAAGAAAGAGAACAAAUCAAUUUAUUGAAUAUCUUGGAAUCUGAGAGAGGGAACGGCAGAAGACAUCAAGUUGGUAGAGAACCCGUGGAAUUUUUCUGUGUUUCAAUGUACAGCAUUUGA